This is a messenger RNA of Closterium sp. Yama58-4, 3192 nucleotides long. The record is from the annotation of a GenBank genome assembly. NCBI's taxonomy places the organism in Eukaryota, Viridiplantae, Streptophyta, Zygnematophyceae, Desmidiales, Closteriaceae.
AUGGACGUCCCAACACCAUCGGAUCUCUUGGCCACUGAGUCAAAUCCGUUCGAUCUGCUUCCGCAAGAGAUCCUCGCCGUCAUCUUGCGCCACGUGGCACCAUCUGGCACGUCCUUUCAGCACGCCUUGGUGUGCAAGCGAUGGCAUCGCGCCGCGUGCCUCGCGCAGUCAUCAGUCCACGUGGCGAAAUCUCGAGCCAUCUCCUCGCCGCGCCUCCUCCUCGCGCUCUCCCGCUUUCCCCGCCUCACCAACCUCCAUAUCGAUCGAGACGGAGUCGAUUUCUUAGACGACGGAUUCCUAACAAUUCUCGCUAAAGGUGCUUGUUGGAACGGCACUGGCAGUACAAGAGUGGGCGGCAAUGGCGGUUUAUUGGAUGGCACUGGCGGUGGACUGGGCGGCACUGGUGAUACAGUGGCCUGCAGUGAUGAUAUACCACACGGCAUCAGGUCGUCACUAGAAAAAACGAGCAUCGCCAGCACCCGCACAGCAGCACAACCUGCUCUCGCAUCCGCGCUCCCUCCUCCGCAUACUCUUCCGCGCACCUCCCCUCUCCGCGCUCUCUUUCUCGCGGAGGACCCUCGCUCCCCUCCGCGCAUCUCAGCAGCAGGCCUGGACUCCCUUUUCCUCCACUGCCGCCUCUUACGCUCCCUUUCUCUCCACUGCAGCCGUGCAAUCACCGCCCUCCCGCCCUCUAUAGUCACACUGCCUGCACUCACAUCCCUAGAUAUUGCCAUGCCCUACCUAGGCAGCCUGCCGGAUGAUUUCGGCUCCCUGACUGCCUUGAGGGUUCUUAGGCUGGAAAGCCCUAGUCUUAGCUCUCUGCCCGAGAGCCUCGGGCAGCUGGAAUUACUGGAAGAGCUCACUCUCCGGUGCUUGUCUGCCCGGAACCUGCCUGAUUGGAUCGGGCAGCUUAGCAGCCUCACCUGCCUGGACAUCGAAAGCUGUUCUUUUCGGCACCUGCCCGAGUCUCUGGGCAGCCUUCGUUCCUUAACCUCGCUUCGCCUAUCAUCCCUUGAUUUUGACUCCUUGCCCGAAUCCAUCGGCCAGCUUUCUUCCUUGAAACAUUUCGUCCUGGAAAAAAUGCCUGUGACAAGUCUGCCCGAGCUUUUUGGGCACCUGGAAAACCUUUCUGUGCUCCAAUUGAACGACUGUGAUUCGCUCCUCUCCCUGCCCGAAUCCCUCUUCACCCUGCCUUCCCUUUCCACCCUUCUCAUUGGCUGCUGGGCCCUCUCCACACUACUAGACAAAAUCUCCCAGCUGUCAGCUUUGGAACAUUUGGAGCUGAAUUCUUGUGAGGGCCUCACCUCCCUUCCAGAAUCUCUUUCUGAGCUGCCCGCCCUGAAACACCUCGAAAUCUCAGCCUGCCCGUGUCUAAAGUCGCUACCAGCAACUCUUGGUCGGCUGAAGCAUCUUACCACCCUGGAAAUCCACAAUUGCGACUCACUCUUCCUCCUCCCCCCAUCGCUCCCUCUCCUCCCAUCCCUCUCCCGCCUCGUGAUUGUCGGGUGCUCCCAUUUGAGAGAGCUUCCGGGGAACCUGGGCGAGCUGAGCAGUCUAAGGGUGCUGGAGCUGGGGCUGUGCAAGAGCCUAAGGAGCCUGCCAGAUUCGAUCAUGGAGUUGGGUCAGUUGGAGAGAGUGGUGGUGCUCGGGUGCAGGAGGCUUGUUAUACCGUCAGAUCGCUUGAACCCUAAGACACCUCCGUUCGAUCGGCUUCCGCAAGAGAUCCUCGCCGUCAUCUUGCGCCACGUGGCGCCAUCAGGCAGGUCCUUUGAUCACGCCUUGGUGUGUAAGAGAUGGUAUCGCGCGGCGUGCCUCGCGCAGUCAUCAGUCCACUUGAAGCAUUUUCAAGCCGUCUCCUCUACGCGCCUCCUCCUCGCCCUCUCCCGCUUUCCCCGCCUCACCCACCUCCAUAUCGACCAAAACGGAGUCGACUCCUUAGACGACAAAUUCCUGACAAGUCUGGCUGAAGGUUCUUGUAACGCGUGUGACAAUCGCGAGGAGAGCAGAUUUUCACCAUAUAUUGAGGACGAGACAAAGGAGGAGGAAGGGGAGGAGGAGGAGGAGGAGGAGGAGAGUCACGAAGAGCGAUUCGGAGCCAUUGGCGCUGGGCGGAGCUUAGGACUGGACAGCACUGGCAAUAAUAGAGUGGCCGGCACUGGUGGUGCAGUGGGCGGAAUCAGCUCGUCACAGGAAAGAACAACCAUCGCUGGAAAGGUCAUUCGCCGCACAACCGCACGCCCUGCAGCCACAUCUGCACCACGCUCCUCACUCCCUCCUGAAGCACCUUCGCUGCUCCCAACUCCCCGAUCCUCCUUCGUCCCGCCAGUCCCCCCGCCCUCCGCAGCGCACCCAGCCGCGCACCUCCCCUCUCCGCUCUCUCUACCUCGAGGAGGGCAAUCGCUCCUGGCAGGGCAUCACGGCAGCGGCCUGCCGGAUGAUUUCGGCUCCCUGACCGCCUUAAAGGUGCUUCGGCUGGAAAGCUCCAGUCUUAGUUCUCUGCCCGACAGUCCCGGGCAGCUUAGCAGUCUCACCUGCCUCACCAUCGAAAGCUGUUCUUUGCAGCACCUGCCCGAGUCUCUGGGCAGCCUUCGUUCCUUAACUUCACUUCGCCUAUCGAACGACUGCGAUGCCCUCCUCUCGCUACCAGACUCACUCUUCACCCUGCCUUCCAUAUCCUCCCUUCUCAUUGGCUGCCGUGGCCUGCCCGCACUACCAGCCAAAAUUACCCGCUUUUCCGUUCUGGAACAACUGGAGUUGAGUUGUUGUGAGCGGAUCACCUCCCUUCCAGAAUCUUUAUGCCAGCUGCCCUCUCUAAAGCACCUCAAAAUCACACAUUGCACUAGCCUGCAAUCUUUCCCAGCAGCACUCGGCCAGCUGGAACACCUAUCCUCUCUAGAAAUCAUCAGGUGCGACUCACUCUCGCUCCUCCCACCAUCGCUCCCUCUUCUCCCGUCCAUCUCGCGCCUGGUAAUUAUCGGUUGCGAGCUUCUAAGAGAGCUUCCUGAAAACCUAGGUGCACUGAAGAGCCUGCGAUUCCUGAACUUAGGGAUGUGCGGGAGCCUAAGGAGCUUGCCAGAGUCGAUUACGAAGCUGGAUCAGUUAAAACAAGUGGUGGUGAUUGGGUGCAGUCAGAUUGAGAGCAUGCCGGAGGGGCUUACAGAGAUGGUAGGGCUGCAAAGAGUCGGCAUUUGA